Molecule: messenger RNA, 1021 nt
Organism: Paramuricea clavata
Lineage: Eukaryota; Metazoa; Cnidaria; Anthozoa; Malacalcyonacea; Plexauridae
Source: the annotation of a GenBank genome assembly
AUGCUACAGAGUACAGGUUCUUCAAGUGCACUUAUCAGAUACAUAGGUAGUGGCAUCUCUAAUGCAGGAACUCGUUUCAUUUUUAAUAUUCCCUUGUGUCCUUUAUUACCAUACCCUUACCUGAUUGGUUCGCUAACCCAACUGAAUGUAAGAAGCUCACGGUGAUGGUGGAAAACAGUCUUAAACAUGGAGGCAGGGAGCCAUUAUUGCCAACGGUUAAGGCAGGUAAUUCACGAAUUAGAUGUUUCUUUCCUGGCUAAAUCAAUACAUCAUAUUUUAUGCUACAGGUUCUUCAAGUGCACUUAACAGCGAAAUGGACAUUCAGAUAAAUUUGAAAAAAGCCCAUAAGAGAUACCGAGGCAACGGGUUCUCUGGUGGCACAGGAAGCCGUUCCAUCACUGACAUCGAAGUCAACUUGGAAUAUCCCCUCGUGUCCUUCAUUACCAUGAUCGCACCCUCACCUGAUUGGUUCGUUGGUGUACACGACUAUAAUUUAUGCAACACAGCAACAGGGAGAUGGUUAGACUCGAGAACAAGAGAUUUGCCACCCUAUGAUGCAGGCACUGACAGUGGACCUAACUUUGAUAGUCUAGAUCAAAUAACAAAUCCAAAAGAAAAUAUCCACCUGCUUACAAAUAACACAGAAGGAUCGUUCAAAGGCGAUAAACCCGUAAACAGGUUUGGAACUUUUACUUUUGUGAAGACCUAUGAUUCCAACCCAAUUAUCAAGCCGUCUUCCACCAUACAGCAACGGCAACCCAGUGCUAGUGUGAAUGCCGAAAGGUCUACUAUGAUGAUUGAUCGAAAAGAAAGCUCUACACAACAAGUACAGUUAAAAAUUACCCCUAGUACAAAACCCAACGUUCCAACUCAAACACCGACCCCUACAGCAUCAAUCACAGUUUCAGCAAGCGUCAAGAUGACACCAACACUCACCGCAACCAGUGCGGCAGGCUCUGUUAAACAAUUUGCUUUUAUCCACGUCAUUUUUGCUACGAUCCUUGUACAUUUCUGUUUGUAA